GGUAGAUAAAGGUCGCGAGCUCGGGAUCUGGCCCACAUUCGCACGGCUGAGUCCGCCGAGAAAGCUCCGUCACCUCUGACUGCCACCCGUGGUCAGAUCACUGAGCCUACGCCCUCAGCUGACGGUCAACAGACAGGUACCGCCGUAGCCACAGCCAUGCCCGAGUCCACGGAUCCGCCUGCGGCGCCGACGCCGGAGCAGGAGGCCGCUUACCUGGAGGACCUGGACCGCAAAAUCGCGGCCAUGACCCUGCCGGAGGGCUGCGAGCCGCUGCCGCUCGACCCCAACUACAAGUCGGUGCGUCUGCGCCACUACCGCUACAAGGGAACCGUCAUCAACACGUGGCACGUGAUGGCCGGCGCGCCGGAGCACUGGCGCCGCUUCAGCGCGCGACCCACGGACGUGUUCGUAGCCAGCUUCCCCAAGUCUGGCACCACAUGGCUGCAGGAGCUGGUGUGGCAGGUGGUCCACCAGGAGCAGAGUAAGCAGACGGACGAGCCGCUCGAGUACCGGUUCCCGCUCUUCGACAUGCCCUCUGUGGAGCGGAUGCGCUUCAAGGAGAUCUCGGAGAUGUCCGACCCGCGUCUCAUCAAGACGCACCUGCCCUACCACCUACUGCCUGAGAGCGUGUGGACGAGCGGCGCCAAGGUGCUGUACGUCAGCCGCGACCCGCGCGACGUCUGCGUCUCCUACUACCACUUCUGCCGCAUGGUCAACUUCAACUCGUACCGCGGAACGUUCGCCGAGUUCCGCGACGCCUUCCAGAAGGGCGAGAUGAUGUACGGGCCGUACCGGGAGCACGUCAAGGGGUACCGCGACCACGCCGGCCAGGUGCUCUGCGUCACCUACGAGGAGCUGCACCAGGACCGCGUCGGCUGUAUCAAGAGGGUGGCCGAGUUCCUCGGGAGGCCCAUGACCGACGAGCUGGCGCAGACCAUCUUCCAGCGCACCAGUUUCGCCGAGAUGAAGAAGAACCCGGCGGUCAACUACACCCACUGGCAGAAGGAGGGCGUGGCUCACCCGGAGAAGGAAGUCGGUGCGUUCAUGAGGAAGGGUAAGGUCGGCGACUGGACCAACUACUUCACCCAGGAGGAGGGCGACGCGCUGCUGAAAUGGUCCCAGCAGCUCGUCUGAGGGACAGCGCCACGAACCUAUAGACAAGGCCAUAUUUGUCAGAUAUACUCAUGUCGGCUUGAAUACCCACAUUGUUUUUGUUCUUGGUGGGUAGAGCAUCGUGUUGAUGGUCAUGUACAAAUGUUUGUACAUGACAAAUGUAUGUCAUAUACAAACAUUCGAUUCGAACAUUCGAUUGUCGAACAUUCGAUUCGAACAUUCGAUUGUCAUGUACAAACAUUUGUACAUGACAAAUGUUUGUCAUGUACAAAUGUAUAAUGUUUGUAAAUGCUUACUGUGUUAACUGAUAACUGUGUCAAUUGUCAAUGCUAUAAUUAUACGAAAUCGUGUGGCUUUAUAAUUCUGUGUUCCGCGAUAUGUUUCCUUUGGAUGUCGUUCUGCAUCUAUUUUCGACUGUCCGGAUUGUGUUUCUGGAUCGGAAAAUAAACUGUGUUAACAGAU
This is a messenger RNA of Amphibalanus amphitrite, 1575 nucleotides long. RefSeq names its product sulfotransferase family cytosolic 1B member 1-like. Gene Ontology annotation, cellular component: cytoplasm. Gene Ontology annotation, biological process: sulfation. Gene Ontology annotation, molecular function: sulfotransferase activity. The coding region runs from base 157 to 1134 and encodes 325 amino acids. Lineage: Eukaryota; Metazoa; Arthropoda; Thecostraca; Balanomorpha; Balanidae. The record is from RefSeq and is a predicted model, not a curated record. The transcript has a single exon.